AAUCAGCUUUAGCUGCUGUACAGACACACCUGCAAGAUCUAUAUAUUUUGUUAUUCAGAUGGAGCAUUUCUGAAGUAUUAGACCAGAUUAAACAAUAGAAAUGAUGGUGACAUAUGUGAGCAAGAACACUAAAAUACUAAAUAGGCUAUUGUAAAGAAAACAAGAACAACAGCUUUUUUCCUGCACUGUGUAAUGAUAUAAGUCUGCCCUGUGAUUACAAACAAGUACCAGCAGAGGUCGCUCUUAUCCUUUACCAGUCAGACUUCAGAGAGAAAAGGAAACUACAGCUUUGUGGAGCCUCAUUCAGUCAGAACAGGAUCAUUUGGGUUAAAGACCUUCUCCAAUGAAAAUUGUUUUUGAGUGUUUUUAACAUGCUGUUGUAUUUUUCAGAUAAUAGAGGACAUGGAUGAAAAAAAAUGCAAUUUCUGCCAGAUGGAUGGCCUCAGUUUUGGUUGCCAACAGAGGAGAGGUGUUAACCGGUUUUGAACCUUAAUCUCAUUCCUCUGCUGUCCACAGCAGUGUCAACAUCACCAUCCCUGGGUGGGAAUGUUUAGCACAUCCACUACUUACCAGACCCACAAGUUUACACCUACAAAAUAGAGGGGAUCUUGUCUUAAUGGAAAAAAUUGUGUCAAGUCGUGUGAUGGUUACAAUCAGCUGCAGAAAUCCACCGCCAUGCAUUCACCUUUGCUGUAACCACAGACCCUUUUCCUCUGCACCUCUUCAGAGACAAACGGAAACUUUGUCAUCAGCCCCUUUCAAACCACAACGGACCUCCCUCUUUUUGUUUCAACUCUUCUGACACCUUCCUGAGGAUCCUAAUAAAUACAACCCGACUCAUCUUCAGCCCAAACUCAAACCAAAGAUCAACCGUGAGGAUCACCUUCUUCUCCUUCAUCGUCUCCAGAGGAAUCCAUCAACAUGAGGACCGCCGCCAUCCUCCUGCUCUGCAUCCUGGGAGCUGCGCUCUUCUGCACCGUCUCCUGCAACAGUUCCAGCGGUCCAGACAACUGCUGCUUCAAAUUCUUCCAGGGAACGUUGAGUCCCUCCAGAGUCCGUUCUUUCAUUCUCACUGAUGAUCGUUGUCCCAAACCUGGAGUCAUUUUAGUGACAAAAAGGAACCUCAACAUCUGUGUGGAACAGAGUGCCACCUGGGUUCAAGAUGUCCUACAAACAUUGAUGGGGCCUGCUCCUGCUCACGGAUUUUGUCGCUUCGACAGAAGAAACGUGACAUGAACACUGAGGUGCUCGUGAUUUUUCAGAAUCUCUGUUGUAUUUUUCUUUAAGGGUCUUUUAUUUGACAUUUUCAUGAAGGCCUUUCACUCUCUGUUAAAAAUAAAAGCAUUUCAAAAUGUUUGUUUUACUUCCUUAGGAGGCUCAGGGCGCUGGGAUGAGGAGCUCAGUCCUGACCUCCUUCUACAGGUCUGUAGUGCAGAGCCUCCUGUCCUCCCUUGUGCUGCUGCAGCUGCUCUACAGCAGAGAAAAAGGCUGCACAAAGGAUUAUGGGAUGCAGUUGCAGACCACCACAGACAUCUCCAUUUCUAAAUGCAACACUUAGCUGAGUUGAACAAACACUGAGCAUCUCAUCAAUAUUCAUCUUCUCCUCGUGAGCAGAUGUGUGUUGAAGCUGCUGCAGUUUCUCUGUGUUAUGCACCUUAUGUCUAGGGGGGCGGGGCAUAACAUAAGAAGGAAAUAAACCCUAAUGACAUAACAUAAGC
Molecule: messenger RNA, 1718 nt
Organism: Oryzias latipes (Japanese medaka)
Lineage: Eukaryota; Metazoa; Chordata; Actinopteri; Beloniformes; Adrianichthyidae
Source: RefSeq, a predicted model, not a curated record